AUGAGCCCCGGGUGCACCUGGGGUGCGCUGCUCCUCGCCGCGCUCCUCCUGCAACCCGCGCUCUCGUCGCCGGAUUUCCGUGUCGGCGCCCGGUUCGCCGUGCGUCUGCCCGGAGCCUACCAGCCGGGCUUCACGGGGCGGACCACGGUGCUCGAGGCGGCCGGCCAGCGGCAGCCCCGCUUCGCCGCGGCCGUGAGCGCGGAGGCCGGCACGGGAGGAGGGUACCUGUGCUCUCUCGUCGUCCUGCUGGCCAACGUCACGGUCUGGGCUUCGGGUCGUCCCGACCAGGAGUUCGCGGCGCGGGCUGUCUGCCAGCUCGAGCUCACGGCGGACGGGCAGCUGCGGCUGACGGACGGCGCCAUGGCCGUCGUGUGGUGGUCCGGUACGGCGGGGCAGGGCGCCAAGGUUCUGCGCUUGGAUUCCAAAACCGGCAACCUCCGUCUCCUGGACGACAAGAAGCAUACGGUAUGGCAAAGCUUCGACAAGCCCACGGACAAACUCCUGCCGGGCCAGUGGCUCCGGGUGCCCUCGUACUUCACCGUGUCCCCGGCGAAGAUUUCUUCGCCAUUCUACAGCGUCGAGCUCGACACCGACAAGAUUGGCGCCUACAUCUACUUCGGAGAGCAAAAGUACUCCUACUGGGAGCUGGCCCCCAACAGCAACCAGGCCAUGGCGUUCGCGGGAAUGGACGAGUCGGGGCUGACGAUGUACGACCAGCGGCGGCGACCCGUCGCGAAAAUCUCGCCGGCGGUGAACAAAGGGCCGGUCAGGUUCCUGGCGCUGGGAGACGAUGGCAGCCUGGGGCUCUACGCCUACGACAGCCGUCACGGGAACUUCACGCCCUCGUACGAGGCGCUGGCGUUCUGCGACCUCCCCCUCGCCUGCGGCGUCCUCGGCGUCUGCUCCCUCUCCGGGAGCUGCCGCGACUUCGCCGCGCGCGGCGUCCGGCCGGCGCAGGGCGGCACCCUCUGCAACGCGACGGCGACCAGCUCCGACGCUCUCCACGACAUGGUGGAGGUGAGGGGCGUCACCACCGUUCUGAGGGCCGACUCGCCGCUCACCAACGUGCCGGUGCAGCAGUGCGUGGACCUGUGCCUGCGCGACUGCUCAUGCGCCGCCGCGCUCCACGUGAAGGACGACGCCGUCGCCGGCAGCGGCGUCUGCUCCCACUACGAGCUGACGGCCGGGGCGAGGGAGGUGAUCGGCGGAGAGGAUGGCCAGCGGCACAGCUACUGGGUGAAGGUUCUCAAGGGGAGCAAGAGCAACUGCCGGGAAGACGAAGAGGAUUACGAUGCCAGAAACGAGGCGCUCAACAAGAUCCUGAUCAUCUUCGGCGUAGUGGAUGUGAUCGGCCUGCUCUUGUUUGGCGGGCUCUGCGUGUACUUCAUCUGCCUUCGUGGGCGCACCGCCGACGAGCACGUCUGCGAAGAAGAUGGAGAAGCAGCAGGCCACGACAGAGGAGCCGCGGAGCCAGAUCGCAAUGCUAACAACAGUGGAGCUGUACAAGACUCAUAG
Triticum aestivum (bread wheat) is the source of this 1515-nucleotide messenger RNA. RefSeq names its product putative receptor protein kinase ZmPK1. Bases 1 to 1515 code for a protein of 504 amino acids. NCBI's taxonomy places the organism in Eukaryota, Viridiplantae, Streptophyta, Magnoliopsida, Poales, Poaceae. The transcript has 2 exons. The record is from RefSeq and is a predicted model, not a curated record.